CAAAAUAAAAGCAUGCCGUGUGCGUGUGAUAAAGAGAAUAAUUAUUUUGGAAAUUGCUGAACCAAUUUUAAAAAUAUCUAACUUUGUUUUCAACAUUCGGUAUAUCCCACAGCGCUAGCUUGUAAAUACUUCCUCAGCGCAUAGAUCAAUUUUGUUUUCAAUUAUGCAAGCUGCACAUUUUCGAAAUACACAUUUUAAUCAACCAAAUUAUGAUUAUCCAUCCAUCCAAUCCAGGCUACAUAAUGGAAAACACUUAACUUACAACCGGCUAGAAAGAAAACCUCUAAAUGAAAACUAUAAUGAAGAGCAUUGGUGUGAAACCUGUGACAGAGGUUUUCCCUCUAUUGACCUUCUGGAGAAACAUAAACAUCAACAUCAGAAAUGUAACAUUGAUGGUUGCCAGUUCAUAGCACAUCCAAAAGUAAUAACAAAACAUAUUCAAAUGCAACAUUCCACUGGACUGUACAAUAAAAUUGCUAAAUUAAAUAACCCUGAAGAAAUACAAAAAUGGCGGGAAGAAAGAAAGAGAAAAUAUCCAACAAAAGAUAAUAUUGAAAAGAAAUCUGCAGAAAUUAAGGCAAAAAUUGAAAGAGGUGAAAGAAUGGGAAUGAAAAAUUUUAAUCAAAGAAGAGAUGAUUCAAAUAAGAAUCGCAUGCCAAGAAGUGGAAGAAAUCAACAAAAGGAUCAUAGGCAAAAAACAUUCUCAUCAAAUAAUAUACACCGAAAAUCUAAAGUUCCUAAAAAAGAUCAUUGUGUGUUGCCAACUGCCGAUAGCUUACAAAAGUUAAAGCCAUUCGCUGGUAUACAAGAAAUUGUUAUGGAAGAUACUUCAGAAGAAAUUGUUGAGAAUAUUAAUUGUGAGUUUGUCAUAGAUGAUGAAGACAUGGAGAAAUCUUCAGUGCCUGAUGUAGAUUCACAAAAUAUAACUGAUGACAAUAAACCAAUGGUUUGUGGGGCAUUAUCAUCACUCAUGUGUAAUUAUGAGUCUUCUGAAGAAGAAACAGAUGAUUGCAAAGGGCCCACAGCUACUAAUUUUGUCCAAUUAGAUAAAGUUACUGGAACUGAUAAACAGCAAAGUGUAUCCAGUGUUAAAUUGAUGGAGAAUAUAGCAACAAAAUUAAAUGAGCCAGCAAAAGAAAAUGGCAAUAAAAGUGAUGAUGACAGUGGACCUGAAGAAACAAAAAUAGAUAAAAUAACAGAAACUAGCACUACUCCUGCACAACCAAAGAUGAUAAAAUGUUCAAAAGCCAAGCAAAAUAUAGCAAAUAACACUAGCAGACGAAUGCUUAUGAAACCCAAAAGAAAAAUUCCCUCUACUCUUUUGUACAAAUUAUUAAAGAGAGAAGUACAACAGGAACGUAACAUUGUAUUACAAUGUAUUAGACAUAUUGUUAAGAAUAAUUUUUUUGAUAAUCCUAACAAAUAAAGUUUAUAGGGACAUCACUGAA
Ostrinia furnacalis (Asian corn borer) is the source of this 1448-nucleotide messenger RNA. RefSeq names its product nuclear FMR1 interacting protein 1 (gene Nufip). NCBI's taxonomy places the organism in Eukaryota, Metazoa, Arthropoda, Insecta, Lepidoptera, Crambidae. The transcript has 3 exons. The coding region runs from base 164 to 1426 and encodes 420 amino acids. Gene Ontology annotation, biological process: box C/D snoRNP assembly. The record is from RefSeq and is a predicted model, not a curated record. Gene Ontology annotation, molecular function: RNA binding. Gene Ontology annotation, cellular component: nucleus.